Trichomycterus rosablanca is the source of this 2991-nucleotide messenger RNA. Its product is annotated as zinc finger protein 271. The record is from RefSeq and is a predicted model, not a curated record. The coding region runs from base 1 to 2718 and encodes 905 amino acids. Lineage: Eukaryota; Metazoa; Chordata; Actinopteri; Siluriformes; Trichomycteridae. The transcript is spliced from 8 exons.
AUGAGAUUUAAACUUCCUUUGUCCUCUUUGCGCCUGCUGGUUCCUCCUAUGCACUUGAUGUCUGCCUUUAUGUGGCAGGUGCUGCAGCAAAAGAAUGUGGUGCACUAUGGGAAACUGGAAGAGUUUGUCUCUUUAGUGACAGAGACUGUUCCACACCUGCUUAGAUACAGACAAAGAGCACAGCUCAUUUUGGGGCUGAAAGCAAGGGACAUAGACUCAGAUUUGGAGGUGGCUGUGUCGAACUUCAAAGCACUUGUCCUUGCACUGUUAAAGGACCCAGCAGAAAAAGCCUAUUUCUUUCAGGCGGUGUUUCCUGUGCAGUAUGGCACACAGUAUGACACAGCAUUAAAGGAGCUCAUGUGGGAGCUGUUGUCCUCUCUGGAAAAGUUGUUUCCUGUUCCAGACUUUAAAAAGACAUUGUCUUGGCUCACACCAGCCCCUCCUGGCCUGGAAGAAUACAUCUCUGAACCAAAAUUCUUCCAACUACUUUUACAACACCAUAAAGUCAUCAGCAGUGUGGACAUUCAGUAUGGGAUCAAAGGUUUCCCAUUAGGGAAUCGAUCCACCACCUCAGGUGACCGUAUCCUUUCCUCCCUUUCCAUCCCUCCAUCAACGCACAUGGCAAUCACCACUGAGCCCUUGGUCUACCACAUCCAGCCGACCACCGUGACCAUCCUGAGCCAGCAUGCUCCAGGUCAGUUGAGCUCCGAGGCCAUCAUUGUGACCGACUACACAGAGGUGGAGCUGAGCAGUAAUGAAGUGGCUGAAGAGUCGGUGGAAAGGGGUGUGAACAACAAGAGCAGCUCAGUCAUACCAGUCCUAACUGAUGACAGUGCUGGAGAAGAGGAGGACAUUAUUACCAUGAGCGAGCAUGUUGAACUUCACAAAGCCCCAGAGGGCAACACGAACAGUGAGGAAGAGAAGAGUUUUAGUGAGAAAGCUACACAGUGUGACAUCAGAGAUGAACCUGGAUUAACAAGCCAUAACGAUCAAAGAGCUCCAGCCGUUGAUAAAACAGCAAACAUGAAUGAAAAUGAACCUGAUGAAGAAAGUGAGAAUGUGGUUUUAGAGCAGAAAGAGGAAGAUGAAAUCACCCAUUCUGUCAGUCAGAAGGAUGAUAACCAACCUGAGUUUUCUCCAGUGGAAGCUAACAGCUUAACUGCAGCAGAAGAGUACCAGGUAGCACCGAUAAGACGGAGACGUGGAAGGCCGAGGAAAACUGCUGUAGCACGAAAGGUGGUGCAAAAUGGAAGACAAAGGGGGCGGCCUCCGUCACUCCAAGUGGACAAUGAUGCAGAGAAAGAGACAACUGAAGACACUGGAGAAAAAACAGACAAGGAGGCCAAAAAUCUUGAGACAGAACAGACUGAUGUGGACUCAAUGCCUUCUGCUCGUGAUACAAGCCCACCAUUAACCUUCAAGCAUGAAACUUCAGACAAUCCUCGCGCCCGCUACCUGUGCAACACGUGUGGCCGCAAGUUCACUCGCACAUCUGACGUGCGCCGCCACCAGCUUACUCACACUGGCGAGAGGCCGUUUCGCUGUACUCACUGCGAGAAGACGUUUCAGCACUCUUGGGAUCUGACCAAGCACUGUCGCAAGUUCCAUGGCGAGGCUACGUUCUCUUGCAGCCUUUGUUCCGGCCAAUUUAUCAACCUGCGGGCCCUGACUGCUCACCACAAAAAAAACCAUGCUAGUGAUCUGCCCCAUUACUGCUCCAUCUGUGGCCAGGCCAGUCCCAACCUAGCCGCACUGAUAGAGCACCGAAAAAUGCACAGCGUUACUCAUCAGUACCGCUGUGAACAAUGCGGUGAGGGUUUUGACACCCUGCUACAGCGCUCAAUCCACCGACAGAGCCAUCGCAUUCAGGGCAAGUUUACAUGCCCACAGUGUGACAAGACAUACUCCCGGCGGUCUGACGUCAAGCGGCAUAUGCUGAGCCAUACGGGCGAGCGGCCACAUCAGUGCAGCCUUUGUGGGAAAAGGUUCACACUUCGCUCCAGCCUUCAGAAGCACCAGCUCAUCCACACAGGCGAGAAACCUUUUCAGUGCCAGCACUGUCCAAAGAAUUUCAACCUGCUCUCGAUCUUUCGACGGCACGAGCGUAUGCACACGGGCGAGCGGCCCUACCUGUGUUCGCAGUGCGGCAAGCGCUUCCUGUCGCUGGGCGAACUCGCCAAGCACGACAAGCUGCACACGGACGUCAAGCCGCACUCAUGCAGUCAGUGUCAUAAGAGCUUCAAGUCCAAGCAGGCGCUCCAAGUGCACACCGUCAGCCACAGUGGCCUACGUCCAUAUUCGUGCAAAUACUGCGGCAAGAUGUUCACUAAGCUUUUUCCCUUACACAGACACCACUUGCUGCAUACGGGUGAAAGGCCUUUUUCAUGCUCGUACUGCGAGAAGACCUUCCUGACGUCGGCGGAGCUGGCCUUGCACGAACGUGUGCACACAGGUGAGCGGCCCUAUAGCUGCUCAGAGUGCCAUUGUAAGUUUCGGAGUUCCUCAGAACUGGGCCGUCACAGGCUCACACAUGGCCAGCGAAAAGCAUACAGCUGCAGUUUCUGUCCCAAAACAUACACAACCACAUACAAACUAAAAAAACAUUUGCUAAUCCACACAGGGGAGGACUGCUCCAAGUGCCCUGUUGAGAUUAGUCAUGUAGUAGAAGUGCCAGCUUCCACACUGAGUGAAGGAGAAAUAACUCUAAGCUUGUCAUGACAAACCUACAUGUGGGCAUUGUUGAAGCGUUACUACUCAUACUGAUAGUCCUCAUCUGUUCAUUAACAUUUUUGUGGAAUAUACAAUGAGUUGUUUCCUUACUUACAAAUGAUGUAUUUUCUAAUUCAUUUAUUUUGGCUGCAGAGUUGUAAAUAAAGAUGAGUGGGCUGGUUGUGAUGUGUGAUUCUUAGUUGCAUGAGUAAUCCAAAAGAAAAAAAAACCAGAUUAGUUUGUACGAGGGUUCUUCAAAACGUUUCCGCACUUUGUAAAACU